UCUGGAAUGACAGGCAUUCCUGCGUGAAGGGAGCUGGCACGGACGCCUAUUUAUGAGAAUCAAGUGCCCGACCAUGGGGUACGGGGAGCACAGGACCUGCGCCGGACCGUCGGACACUCAUGCCGUUGCCUGAGAGUUGGCAGCCGCCUCGCUCGCCGGGCUCUUUCCCAGUCCGAAGCGUGGAUUUAUCAUUUUAAAGGACUAAAGUGCUCUCUCAGGGUAGACUUUUUUUUUUCCCUCUCUCCCCCUCCCGCCUGCUCCUGGGGAGCUGCUUAGAAAAGAAUCUAAUGGGGCAGCCGCACUUCUCGAGACCGGUAAAUCCAGCUGCUUUUGCCGAAGAGGUGGAUCACCCCCCAACUGAUGCCAGCAUGGGGGUAGACGUUUUGGAAGCGGGUGACACCACGCCUCCUACAAAGAGGAAAAGCAAGUUCUCAAGCUUUGGCAAGAUCUUCAAACCCUGGAAGUGGAGGAAAAAGAAAAGCAGUGACAAAUUUAAGGAGACUUCGGAAGUUUUAGAACGAAAGAUUUCUAUGCGAAAGCCAAGAGAGGAGCUGGUAAAAAGAGGGGUUCUGUUGGAAGACCCUGAGCAGGAUGCUGAAGAACCAGACAAGCUCAACCCGCCCGCACUGAAGAAUGGCCACACAGUCCCGAUCGGUGGUCCUGGGGUUUGUAACCUGGCCAACCAGGAGGAAGAGGCCACAAAGCCAUCCAGCCUUAGGAAGAUUGUUCCAGCUGAGGAACCAAAGAAAAGGCAGGGCUCAUCCAGCAGCCACUCUGGGCCUGAACCGGAACCACCUCAGGAGCCACAUGUUCCCAGACAGCCUCUGCUUCCUCCAAAAAGACCUCCCUCCACUUCUCAGGAGGCAAACGAAGCACAGGCAAAGGAUCCAACGCCUGUCAGCAGCGCUGCAAAAACUGCACCCUCCACCACAGCCCCUGUUGUGGCAAAGACAGUCAAUUCCACAGCUGCCCCUUCCCCAGCCCCCAGGACUCUGCCCCCAGCUCUUGCCAGUGCCAACACUACUGCUCCCACGAGUACAACCAGUACAGCUCCUGCCAAACAGCCGCCCGUCCCUCCUCCCAAACCUGUCAACAGAAAUAGCAACUCAGUAAUAGCUGAACUUUCUCAAGCAAUGAACAGUGGUACAGGCUUGUCCAAGCCUUCCCCUCCUCUCCCACCGAAGAGAGGCAUCCUGCCUAACAACACAUCAGAGGUAGCUACCACUUCCAAGCCCCCGAAUGACAGGACAGUGACAGCUAACCGCCCUGCACCAGUACCGAUGCACAUGACCUCUGCUUACCCACCACCCUCGCCUUCGCCGCCGCUGCCCACGCACAUACCCCCGGAGCCUCCACGUACGCCCUUGCCUGCCUCCACCCCUGUCUUGGACCCUCCACGCUCCCUGGACCUACCCAAAGAGACAACAACGACUCCUCUUCCUCCUCCUGAAGACUUCAGGUCCCUGGAAACGUCGAAGAGGAUGGCAGAGCAAGGGUUCGUCGAACCUCACGUGCUGCCUCGCCUGCCCCAAAUCCCGUUGCACAUCCGUAUUCAGCAGGCUCUGGCGAGUCCUCUGCCUGCCACCCCUCCUGCCGAGGGGUCGCACAGGGCUCACUCGCUGCUCUUUGAGAAUGAUGGCUUUGGAGAAGACAGUGGCACCCUGGGCAGGACGAGGUCCCUGCCUGUCACCAUUGAGAUGCUGAAAGUUCCAGACGAUGAGGAAGAGGAAGAAGAUGACCAGGAAGAAGAGCAGAAUUCGGGCCCUCGUGUGUAUAUUGGAGAUGUCACAGUCAUCCCAAAACUGGUGCCCCAGGUCCUGCCAGAGGAGCAGGAAGGAGAGGAAGGGAUGAGCGACUCUGACUCGGAGGGACCCAUCCUGUACAAAGAUGAUGAGGAUGAGGAAGAAGAUGAAAGCCAUAACAGCACGCUGGCUAACAAAGUGAAGAGGAAAGACACGCUAGCUAUAAAGCUGGGGAACGCAACCACGCCACAGGAGGAGAAGAUUGUCUUCCCUCGGAAGAGCAAGGAGGAGUGGAACGAAAUUCGGCACCAGAUUGGGACGACGCUGAUCAGGCGACUGAGUCAGAGACCGACAGCAGAAGAACUGGAGCAGAGGAACAUACUUCAGCCGAAAAAUGAAGCUGACCGUCAAGCUGAGAAGCGAGAGAUCAAACGCAGGCUCACCAGAAAGCUUAGCCAAAGGCCUACAGUGGCGGAGCUGCAGGCCAGGAAGAUCCUGAGGUUUAACGAAUACGUGGAAGUAACAGAUGCUCAAGACUAUGACCGGCGAGCGGAUAAGCCGUGGACGAAGCUAACACCAGCUGACAAGGCUGCCAUCCGGAAGGAGCUGAAUGAGUUUAAGAGCUGUGAAAUGGAAGUCCACGAGGACAGCAAGCAGUUCACGAGGUACCAUCGACCAUAAUCUUCCAAGAAGGGAGCAAGAGACCCAAGAGGACUGGAAGUUCUCUGCAUCCCUCUCCUAGGCAAUACAGAGAGGGUGGAACCUCGGCUCUUCCAAGGUUUGCCUUCAAAACAUAUCCAGAAAAGGGCUUUCGGCCAGAGAAGGGGAAUCCUGUCUGAAUGUAGCAUUUCACUGGAACAAACACGUCUCGAGUGCCAUCAGGCUGGAACUGAACACUAUACCUCGCACGGCUCAGCAAUACGUCUCUGCUCCGGCGCCAGCGUCCCUGCCAGGAGACCAUGCACGUGUGAACCAAGGGUUCCGUUCCCCGGCUCCCUUUCCCAGCCGGGACAGGUCCAGUUCUCAGCUGUACAUACUCCUUUUGGGGGAUGCAACUCCUUCGUUUCCUCCUCCUUUACCUAGAGGAGGGGGGGGUAAAAAAAAACAAACAAAAAAACAACAAAAAAAAACAAAACAAAAAAAACA
Molecule: messenger RNA, 2888 nt
Organism: Chroicocephalus ridibundus (black-headed gull)
Lineage: Eukaryota; Metazoa; Chordata; Aves; Charadriiformes; Laridae
Gene: PHACTR4
Product: phosphatase and actin regulator 4
Exons: 13
Coding region: 288-2423 (711 amino acids)
Biological process (GO): actin cytoskeleton organization; neural crest cell migration
Molecular function (GO): actin binding
Source: RefSeq, a predicted model, not a curated record